Gallus gallus (chicken) is the source of this 2469-nucleotide messenger RNA. RefSeq names its product threonyl-tRNA synthetase (gene TARS). Gene Ontology annotation, cellular component: cytoplasm. Gene Ontology annotation, biological process: threonyl-tRNA aminoacylation. NCBI's taxonomy places the organism in Eukaryota, Metazoa, Chordata, Aves, Galliformes, Phasianidae. Gene Ontology annotation, molecular function: threonine-tRNA ligase activity; ATP binding. The record is from RefSeq and is marked provisional.
AUCGUUCCCAACCCUUCCCACCUAUCCCUUCCACAUUGCAGCCAUGGCGGGUGCUGAUGGGCAGGUAAACGCUGGGGAAGAAAAAAAGGCGGACUGUGGGAAGAAGAAAAUGAAAGAAGCGUCCGGUGAUGAAGGACGUGCAGAGCUGAAUCCUUGGCCUGCAUUUAUCAAUGAGCGUUUAGAGAUGUACAAUAAACUUAAAGCUGAGCACGAUGCACUUCUUGCAGAACGAGCUGCUAAUGAUAGUAAACCCAUUAAAGUUACAUUACCUGAUGGCAAGCUGGUUGAUGCUGAGUCCUGGAAGACAACGCCUUAUCAAAUUGCUUGUGGAAUUAGUCAAGGCUUAGCUGACAACACUGUUAUUGCUAAAGUGAAUAAGAUGGUUUGGGAUUUAGACCGUCCUUUGGAGGAGGAUUGCACCUUGGAGCUGCUCAAGUUUGAGGAUGAAGAGGCUCAAGCAGUAUACUGGCACUCAAGUGCUCACAUAAUGGGUGAAGCUAUGGAGCGAAUCUAUGGUGGAUGUUUGUGCUAUGGACCACCAAUAGAAAAUGGGUUUUAUUACGACAUGUUCCUUGAGGAUGGAGGUGUGUCAAGUAAUGACUUCUCUGCUUUGGAAACGCUGUGCAAAAAGAUCAUGAAGGAAAAGCAACCCUUUGAAAGACUGGAAGUUAAGAAGGAAACACUACUUGAAAUGUUUAAGUAUAACAAAUUCAAGUGUCGCAUCCUGAAUGAGAAGGUCAGUACUCCAACUACAACAGUAUACAGAUGUGGUCCCUUGAUAGAUUUAUGCAGAGGACCUCAUGUUAGACAUACUGGCAAGAUAAAGAGCAUAAAAAUUCAUAAGAAUUCAUCUACCUACUGGGAAGGCAAGGCUGAUAUGGAAACUCUCCAGCGAAUCUAUGGAAUUUCAUUCCCAGAUGCAAAAAUGUUGAAGGAAUGGGAAAAAUUCCAGGAGGAGGCUAAAAACAGAGAUCACAGGAAAAUUGGACGGGAUCAAGAACUCUUUUUCUUUCAUGAGCUCAGCCCUGGUAGUUGUUUUUUCUUACCAAAAGGAGCUUACAUAUAUAAUACCUUAAUUGAAUUUAUCCGGAGUGAGUAUCGAAAACGUGGAUUCCAAGAGGUUGUCACUCCAAAUAUUUUCAACAGUAAACUAUGGAUGACUUCAGGGCACUGGCAGCAUUACAGUGAAAACAUGUUUUCCUUUGAAGUGGAGAAGGAAAUAUUUGCUCUGAAGCCAAUGAACUGUCCAGGACACUGCCUUAUGUUUGAUCAUCGUCCAAGAUCGUGGCGUGAGCUGCCAUUACGGUUGGCUGAUUUUGGUGUUCUGCAUCGAAAUGAACUGUCAGGAGCUCUUACGGGACUCACUAGAGUACGUCGGUUCCAGCAGGAUGAUGCUCACAUAUUCUGUUCUGUGGAACAGAUAGAAGAGGAGAUAAAGAGCUGUCUCCAGUUCUUGCGUGCUGUUUAUGAUGUCUUUGGAUUUUCCUUUAAACUGAACCUCUCUACUCGUCCUGAAAAGUAUCUGGGAGAUAUUGAAGUGUGGAAUCGAGCUGAGAAGCAACUGGAAAACAGCCUUAAUGACUUCGGUGAGAAGUGGGAGUUGAACCCUGGUGAUGGAGCUUUUUAUGGACCUAAGAUUGACAUUCAGAUUAAAGAUGCCAUUGGACGCUACCACCAGUGCGCUACAAUCCAGCUAGACUUUCAGCUGUCAAUCAGAUUUAACCUCACCUUUGUUAGCCAUGAUGGUAAUGACAAGACAAGACCAGUUAUCAUUCACCGGGCUAUCCUGGGAUCUGUGGAGAGAAUGAUCGCCAUUUUAACUGAAAACUAUGGAGGCAAAUGGCCUCUCUGGCUGUCUCCACAGCAGGUAAUGGUAGUACCAGUGGGACCAACAUGUGAUGAAUACGCUCAAAAGGUCAGACAGCAAUUCCAUGAUGCUGGGUUAAUGGCAGAUAUUGAUGUAGAUCCUGGGUGCACACUGAACAAGAAGAUCAGAAAUGCUCAACUUGCACAGUAUAACUUUAUUCUGGUUGUUGGUGAAAAGGAAAAGGCAAGUGGAACAGUUAACAUCCGUACCAGAGAUAACAAGGUGCAUGGUGAGCGUACAAUUGCUGAUACUGUGAAGAGACUGCUGGAACUGAAAUGUUCUCGCUCCAAACAAGCUGAAGAGGAAUUUUAACACCACCUGUUCCACCUGAUGUAACAUGAUUCUAGUCUUCCUAACUCAGUUAACCACAGGGUUAUUUGUAAUGUACCAGAUUUGCAGACAUGUUCUGUCAGACGUGUCUCUUUUUGUAAAAAUCAGUUUCUCACAAACCUUGAAGUAAAAUUUCCUGUCCUCUAAACACUGACAGACGAAGCAAGAUAAAAUGACUUUCUGUGACUGCAAGGGAAAAUGGAAAUAUUAAUCAGGGAUACCUACUGUGUUCUACCUACCCUAUUAAAAAUAAAAUAUGUUUUGGUAACAAA